This is a messenger RNA of Prunus armeniaca (apricot), 642 nucleotides long. The record is from the annotation of a GenBank genome assembly. Lineage: Eukaryota; Viridiplantae; Streptophyta; Magnoliopsida; Rosales; Rosaceae.
AUGGUGGUUGACAACAAGUACUUGUCCUCGAAGCUUGUCUCCAAGGAAGAAGCCUCCAUGGCCAACGCUUCUUGCAGAGUCUACUACGGAGAAGCAGCAGGUGCAAUUCCAUUCAUGUGGGAGUCUCAGCCAGGAACACCCAAGCACCCUUCUUCAGAGUCUUCUCUUCCUCCUCUCACACCCCCACCUUCCUAUUCCACCACCCCACCAAUCUCUAAACGCACCCACAAAAUCACCUCCAAAUCAAAGUUUCUGGACACCAUUUUUCCCAGGCUGAGGUCUUCGAGGAAAAUGCUCAAGCCACCCAAUUCCAUGUCACCACCAUCACUGUCCUCCGCAUCCUUAUCAUCCUCAUCAUGGUCGUCAUCAUCAUCAUCAUCAAACUACUCAUCUUCCUCAGCAUCAAGUUUGAGAAACAAAGGGGCCCGCAAAUUUUAUCACAAAUAUGAGGAAGAUUAUGAUGAGCAUGAUCAUCAUGAAUCAAAAUCUGGAUCACCUAAUUCAACUUUAUGCUUUGGUGGGAAACGCAGAGGUGCAAAUAUGAAUGGGAUCCGAGGCUGCUAUUCAAUGAAGACCAUAAGAUUUGGGUUCUUGUCCAUUGUUAACCACGAAUCUGGCCGAGUUACUAAUAAUAAUGCUUAG